This is a messenger RNA of Tarenaya hassleriana, 1385 nucleotides long. RefSeq lists its product as uncharacterized. Bases 108 to 1268 code for a protein of 386 amino acids. The transcript is spliced from 2 exons. NCBI's taxonomy places the organism in Eukaryota, Viridiplantae, Streptophyta, Magnoliopsida, Brassicales, Cleomaceae. The record is from RefSeq and is a predicted model, not a curated record.
UCUCGGGGGACGGCUUAGGAUUUGUGAUCUCUUCAGGUCUACAAAUUCCUCGGCAUCGAGAUUUUGGAUCUAAGCAGGCAAGAGAUUAAUCAGCGCGCGAGAGAGGGAUGGAGGUCUCCGGUUCUGUUCUCCGGCGAGUUCCUUGCCUUUCAGGUGGCUGUACUUCUCGCCGCGUGUCGGUCUCCAGUUUUUCCGGCAAUUCGCCGACGGUAGGGUUCCAACCCAAGAAGUCCCGCGGGGUUACGUGCAAUGGGUUCGUCGAUAAAGGGCACUUGAAUUACUAUGUCGAGCCGACAAGGUGCGGCGUCAAGAAGGAGAAGGUUGCGGUUAUGGACGUGGAGAAGGAGAAGAAGACGACUAAGAAGAGGAUGAAACUUCUGAAAGGGUUGUCGAAAAACCUGACUAUGUUCUCAACCAUGGGAUUUGGUCUGGAUCCAGAUUCCGGUUUGGUCGGUGAUGUUCAGAACAAGACGAUCUCGGAAGCAGCAGAGGUACUGCUUAAGCAGAUCGAACAGCUGAAAGCAGAGGAGAAAAGAGAGAAGAAGAGAAGGAAAGAGGAGAAAGCGAAAGCUAAAGCGAUGAAGAUGAUGAAUGCUGUUAUGGAGUCGGAGUCAUCAUCCUCUUCCUCUUCAGAAUCAAGCGACAGCGACUGCGAUGGAGAAGUUGUUGACAUGAGCUGCUUCAGAAACAAGACCAAACCUUUUGUCGAAUCAUUACAGCGGCCUGCUCUGCAACAAACGGCAGCCGCAGUGGCAGUCCUUCCCAUAACAGAGAAUGACAUAGACAGUUUGGUUCCUAAUAACAUUGAGGGAUGUUGCACUCAAAUAACAGGCAUUAUUUCAGCCCCCGUCUUUCCCAGCAUGGACAUUCCCCGGGAAACCGAAGACGGCUCGGUUUCUUCUGAGACCAUGGAAGACGGGCUGGGUUCUUGCAGGACGGUGGAGAUUGAACCGUGCUUGAGGAGGAGAGUAGAGGUGUGUAUGGGGGGGAAGUGUAAGAAAUCAGGAGGAGCUGCAUUGCUUGGGGAGUUCGAGAGGGUGGUGAUGGGGGUGGAAGGCUCUGUCUCUGUCUCUGUCUCGGCCUGCAAAUGCAUGGGGAAGUGCCGGGAUGGUCCGAACGUGAGGGUCGUGAACCAGUCGGAUGGUCUGAACGACGAUUCUACGAGGACACCGUCCAAUGCAGUUUGCUUAGGGGUCGGAAUUCAGGACGUUGAAGCUAUUGUGUCGAGUUUCUUUGGCAAUGGAGAAGGCUUGGGUUCUGUCCAGUAAUGGCGAAUUGUUUUUUUUUUUUUUUAAAUUGGCGUUUGGGACUUGCUAUGUAUAUGGAAAAGUAAGGUCUUAUCUCUCCUUGCGCUUGUUGCAUCGUGUUCAUGAGCUUAGCCCAUC